Molecule: messenger RNA, 186 nt
Organism: Candidula unifasciata
Lineage: Eukaryota; Metazoa; Mollusca; Gastropoda; Stylommatophora; Geomitridae
Source: the annotation of a GenBank genome assembly
AAACUACAAAUGAUUACGACAUCGCAUUAAUCCGAAUUAAACCCUUCCCUAAUGGACGUGGCAUCCAGUUCAACAAUUUUGUUCAACCCAUUUGUCUGCCGGACUCGAACACAUGUCUUCUAGAAGGUAGCAACCUCAUAGUUUCUGGAUGGGGCUGGACCAAACCGUGUAGGACGUGCGAACAAG